AGUUUGAGGAGUGACUUAGCGGGGUAAGGAGUGAGUUUGAGGAGUGACUUAGCUGGGUGAGGAGUGACUUAGCGCGGUGAGGUUUGAGUUAGAGGGAUGAGGGUGUGGCCAAGGAGAGAGGGGUGCUUCAGCCAGCCAUUGAGAAACCAGGAAACCCCAUCUGUCAAAGCCGCUGAGUGUUCUGCCCCUUCAGUGAAGGGUCUGCGGCUCUGUGACAAGCACACAAUGUGUUUCAGAGAGGGAGAGAGGGGGACAGGCACCGCAGCCCUGCUUCACAGAGAGGAUUCAUCCCGUACUUGAACUGGAAAUAGGUGCCCACACUGUUUAUAUUUAGGUACCAGAACUGCAGACUUUCUAGACCAAUAUUCUACAAGAGGUGCAGGAACUCAAAAAGCAGCUGAACAUUUUUUUUUUGGCCUUUAGUUCCAGUGUUGUCUUGCUCAAGUCAAGCACUGGAUUCACCAGACAGACAAGCAGCCAGAACGUUAGUUAUGAUUGACGGUAUAGAGGAGGACCUGUGAACCGGACUACUGAACUAACUGCCGUCGGGUCGGAUACGGAGGAGUCUAAAUAUGGAGACCCUGCUGGCUGCGGCCCUGUAUGACAACAUAGCCGAUUGCAGUGAUGAGCUGGGCUUCAGGAAGGGAGACGUGGUUACAGUGCUGCAACAGGAGGUAGAAGGGAGCUGUGGUUGGUGGAUGUGCUUUCUGUCUGGACGACAAGGCCUGGCCCCAGCCAAUCGCCUGCAGCUCCUACCACUGGCCCCACCCCAGACCCCGGCUCAGACCCAGGGCGGGGUUACUGGUCCUGGUGCUGGUCGUGUUGACCCAGGUAGCAGUCAUGACGGUGACUCUGAUAGGCCGGGGAACUUCUACCAGAUCCCCAGCAUUUCCCGACACACCCAGUCCUCCAGCCCCACCUACGAACGCAUGGACCGUGUCUACAAGGCAUCUGUCAGCAGUGUGUUCUCUGGCUGUUCCAAUGGAGAGGUCUAUGAUGUCCCCAGCCUUGUCAGACGAGCUUCUCUCUUCACUGCAUCCACAACACCGCGACAUUUGACCCAGAAGGCGUCGUUGAUGGCAACCUCUGAUCUGGAGAGACAGUUUGACACCCGGGGCAGUAGGAGGCACUGCAGCCCCAGUCCCAGCCUGGAUUAUGUGUAUGCUGUUCCUCCCACGGUGGUCCCAGACCCCAGCUAUGACAUCCCUAUCCCCUCCUCCGUCCCCCCCUCCAUCCCUCCGGCCUCAGUCAUCCAGCAGAGGCUAGCGGCCGGAGGCUACAAUACCUCACCCAGCCUCCAGAGACAGCCUAGCAGUUACAACACCCUCCCCAACCCCCGCAAGUCAGACUGGAUCUACGAUGUACCCAGCUCUCCUGAGAAGCCUGGUGGUGAGCCUGGGUACUACAACAUCCUGCCAUCUGGUGGCCAACCUGGAUAUUACACACACCUGCCAUCUGGUGGCCAGCCUGGGUACUACACACACCUGCCAUCUGGUGGCCAGCCUGGGUACUACACCACCCUGCCCUCCAAGGCCCUGAGCUCUGACGGGCAGCUCCACGACACUCUGACAGACCGUAACUGCUCUGGUCAGGGACGUGGCUCUGCUCAGUCCUUCUACGACAUCCCCAAACCUAGAUCCCCUCCCCGGGGGUCCAAGGACCCCCCCAACCCCCCCAGGGUCCUCCCCAGGCCUCCUCUCUACGACAGACCACCAGGGCAGAGACAGACGGGCAAGGAGCACUGUGUGUACGCUGUCCCCUCUCGGGAGCAGCCCUCAGUCUCCGUCCCCCACAGAGGACACCAUGUCCCGUUGGAGUGUCGGGGGGACUCUGGUCCUACCUACGACCACCCCAACCCCCAGGGCAGGCUGCAGAGGGGCCGUCUGGGGCUAGUGGCUGGGGCUAUGGAAACCAGGCCUGGUAGGGGAGACAUUCUGUUACAGGAAGAGGAUGAAGAGAGAGUUAGAACGACAACGUCAACAUCAGACAAACAGAGGAUCAGCACAGCCUCCACGUCCUCCACCUCCUCCUCCUGCGACUCCCUGGUGUGCUCCUCCUCCCCGGAGCCGCAGCGGGAGGUGUGUCUGAGCCAGGAGGAGGCGUGUCGCAGGCUGCACCUCCUACAGCAGGAGGUGUGCAGGGAUGUGCCGCGACUCAUGGAGUUCGUCUCCUCUAGCUGGAGGAGCAGGGAUCACCUGGAAAAGCACCUCACGGAGAUCAGGUCUGCAGCAGAGGGUGUGGCGGGGUCGGUGACCUCCUUCCUGACCUUUGCCCUGGAUGUGAAAGGUAACGCCCGGCGCUUGACCGACUCCAACCUGCAGGCGCGUCUCCAGCGCCAGCUCUCAGUGUUGGAGGACUCCGGCCUCAUCCUGCAGCAGGCCGUCAGCUCCCUGGGCGUCGCCGGCUGGCCCCUCCCCUUGCUGGCCCAGGAUCCCGCCCAGAACCACACCCCAGACCAGCUGGACAGCCUCGUCAGGGUAACCAGGACCAUCCCCGAGGACGUCAAGAGAAUGGUAUCCAUCGUCAAUGCCAACGCCAAGCUGCUGUUCCGGCCCAGUACCAGUACCACCAAUAAUACCAGUACCAGUACCACCAAUAAUACCAGUACCAGUACCAGUACCAGUCAGUUUGUGAAGAAGAUAACAGAGCAGGGAGAAGACUCAGGAACAGACCAUCAUGACAAUGCCCAGCUACAGGAGGACCGUUGUGUGUCCGAGCCCCAGGUCUGUGUGGACGGCCCUAGGAGAUCUUCAGAACCCCUGUCUCCUAGGAAGCCAUCCAAAUCUGACUCUGGUGACGCCCCCAGGAGGACCUCUGAGCCCCAGGUCUCCCUGUCUGCUAGGAUGGCCUCUCAGUCUGAGCCCCAGGUCUCGGACAUCCCUAGGAAGUCCUGUAACUCCCAGGUAGACGGCCCUAAGAGACAACCCACCCUGACAGAACAUUGCCGGCUGUACUUCGGGGCGCUGCAGAAGGCAAUCGGUGUGUUCAUAACCAGCGUGGACAGCCAGCCCCCGGAGAAGUUCAUCUCUCACAGCAAGCUGGUCAUCAUGGUAGGCCAACGACUGGUGGACACGCUGUACCGAGAGGCCCAGAAAGGAGAGUCCCAGAGAAGGGAGCCCGGGUCGGUGUCAGGGCCCAGCCAGAGCCAGAACCAGGUUCUGCUGUGUAAGUGUAACAACAUGUGUGCCCUGUUAAAGCAGCUGGCAGUAGCCACCAAGAAGGCAGCUCUGCAUUACCCUGAGAGACAGGCUCUGCAGGAAGCCCAGGACUUUGCCAAGGAGCUGGCUCAGAGAGCACAGCACUUCAGGAUCUCUCUGGAUCUCUGAGAGAGACAGUCUUUUAUUUUAUAGUCUAGAAGACAGACCUUUAUCUUAAGGACGCAACAGACAGUGCCGACGAACAGUGAAAAGCUGUCCUAUUCCCUCUGAACGUCGCCAUAACGUUGAAUCGGCACCAUUCAUCAACACGCAGCGGGUGCUCCACAGCCGACGUUCAUGUAGGUCUGUAUUUUCCUCGUCAUUGGAGCUCCAAAAGCCAGUUUAUGCUCGAUCCGUGAAUGUGGUCGGAGGCGCAGUAUGAAAGGUGUGACGCAAUUGCGGAGCCUCCGGAAGCAUGCAGAGGCCAAAUUGAGCGGCGUACGCCACCCCCCAAAAAAAUGUUCAACAAUGUGGAGGGCUCCGUAUAGCACUGCAUUGACAUGAUGGGUUGACGGUAGGUGAGGGUAAGAGGUCCUGUAUAAACACAAACUCACUUCCUCGACAACAGCUCUACUCAACUGCUCCGUGAAGAGCAAGGAGUACGAACGGCCCCUGACUUCCGUAUCAUCCCGAAACGGUUCACGGGCCCACGCAGGCGUCGGAUUGACCACGCGGCGCCUUUUAAAAGGAGACUGGUCCGCUCUGCAACCAUUGCGCCAACUAAAAUGUUCCCCAGAGGACCUGCAGACUAAUAAAAAACUAAAUUGCACAUUUAAGGUGGAAUUUUAUGAAGCCAAAUCUAAGAUGCAUUUACCAAGACAUUUAAUGUGACACGUAUACCAUAGAGAUGUGUUAUUACUUGUAUAGUUGACUUUGAUAUCAACGGCCUGAAUAAUGUAGUAGAAUAUUUUGACUGUAUUCUGUUUCACUGUUUCUAUAGGAACCCAGUUACCCUAUAGCCUACUACUUACUGUAUGUAGCCUUCUCAAAAUACAAUUUAGUACAUUCCUAAUUUUAAAAUAAUAUGAUUAAAUAGUUGGAAAGAAUAAAAAACAAGUUCACAUAAAUAAAAUAAAAACAUUUAUUUUGCUUCAA
Salvelinus fontinalis (brook trout) is the source of this 4292-nucleotide messenger RNA. RefSeq names its product Cas scaffold protein family member 4 (gene cass4). The record is from RefSeq and is a predicted model, not a curated record. Gene Ontology annotation, molecular function: protein binding. Lineage: Eukaryota; Metazoa; Chordata; Actinopteri; Salmoniformes; Salmonidae. Gene Ontology annotation, cellular component: cytoplasm; plasma membrane. The coding region runs from base 573 to 3326 and encodes 917 amino acids. Gene Ontology annotation, biological process: cell surface receptor protein tyrosine kinase signaling pathway; cell migration. The transcript has 8 exons.